Messenger RNA from Rhizoctonia solani, 2760 nucleotides. RefSeq names its product plasma membrane fusion protein PRM1. The coding region runs from base 1 to 2760 and encodes 919 amino acids. The record is from RefSeq and is a predicted model, not a curated record. Lineage: Eukaryota; Fungi; Basidiomycota; Agaricomycetes; Cantharellales; Ceratobasidiaceae. Gene Ontology annotation, cellular component: mating projection tip. The transcript has 7 exons.
AUGUCCUUCGCUGCUCCCCGCUUUGCGUCGCCUCCACCCGUCUACGCUUCCGAUCCUCUGAACGCUCCCCAAGCACACUUUACCUCUCUCAAACCCUACCUCACCCUCCCCUAUCUUCUUUCUCUUACAUGGCUUGCGACGCCUAUUAUUUCCUUGCUAUUUAUAAUAUUUCGUUUAAUUAUUUCUCAAGGAGCUGCUCAAGACGGUGUCGAGGAUGCGAAAGGUGUGCUUAUUGCUAGUUGCGCAGCUGCAGAACGAGCUGCCCAGGGUGUGGGCAGCAUUGGUUCAUUCAUGGCAGCUGGGACCAAUCGUCAAAUUGAAGCUGCGGUCAAUGGCACGAUCAACGCUUCUCGCGCAACCAUGAUUUUCAGGCAAGUAGAUCUCACCGCCCUUCAAGGGAUUAUCGAGUUUGUUAUUGACAUGUAUCGCUCCAUUUUCCUAUGUUUCUUGGAGCUUGUCGUCCGAGGAGGCCUUGCUAUUAUCAUCGGAGCAUUGACAGAAGUCACCAACUUCCUGCAAAAUACUGUCAAUGGUCUCAAGUCCUCCAUCCAGGGUGAUAUCCAGUCUGCCAACAAUGCGAUUGCAUCGGCUGUCAAUGCAAUCAACAGCGUUACCCGGCUGGUCAAUGUGAAGCUUGAUGUUCCUCAGUUCUCGAUUCCUGCUCUCUCUGGUCUCGAUAAUAUUAGGAUCCCUACUGACCUUCAAGAUGGGCUUACCAAGCUUAACUCUACUCUCCCCACGCUCGACCAGCUGAGGGACACUGUUGAUAAGAUCAUUGCGAUCCCCUUUAACGAGCUCAAGAAGGAGAUUAACGAAACCUUCGCUUCUCCCUCGAUGCGUUUUAAUACUUCUGUGCUCGCAGUCCCUGCUCGCUCCAAUAUCCAGUUUUGCGAUGGGCUAGAUACUUCUAUCGUGGAUGACCUCGGUCGGGAUCUUCGUAAGAUUGGUCAGAUCGGAAUUGUUAUUCUGCUCCUUGCACUGGUCUUGCUCAUCCUUGGCGCCAUGGCCGUGGAAUGGUACAAGUGGCGCGUCCUUCAGGGUGAACUGGAGCGUACACGAGAAGCUUGGAGCACUGAUUCCAAUGUCCAACACCCCCAGCUCAAUGGACAUCAGGGCGUUCCUAUGAUGGUCAUGUCCGACGAUAACUUGAUGCUUUUACACGCAACGCAGCAGCAUCCUCUAUUAUCAGCUUUGGCGAACCGACUAGCAAAUGCAUUGAAGCUAUCAGCAACUUCUUACACGCAUUUAAGAUUCUUCUUUGCUUAUGUUUUUCACCCAGCUGCGCUGGCGUGCCUUUUGAUUGGACUGUUUGGUCUAAUCUCUGUUCAAGUUCAACUAGCCGCUAUUGGGCCUAUUCAAAGACACUACUCGAACCAGGUAUCUAACUCUGUCAGCGAUUUCACCAAUAGUAUCGCCCUUUCUAUCAAUGGUGCUAUGCAAGAGGACUCGGCGGCUUAUGCUGCUCAAGUGAACGCUCAAACCUCUGCUAUGCAGUCGGCGAUUAACGACAAUCUUUUCGGCUGGGUCAACGGUACAACGGUUACUCUCAACAACACCUUGGUUGCUUUCUACGACGAUAUCCAAAGUACUGUCGAGCUUGUCUUUGGUGGGACUAUUUUGGAGACGCCGGCACGCGAGUUCGUCCGCUGUCUGAUUGGAACAAAGGUUCAAGGCAUCGAAAACGCCCUCACUUUUAUCCAUGACAACUUGAAAGUGAACAUGCCUACCGUGUCCAGUGACGUUCUACUCCUAUCCAACUCGUCGGUGAACGCAAUUACACAGCCCAUAUCUCUGGCCGCAGUUGGCGAUGGUACACAAUCAGAAGAUGGUUCUGGCUCUGGUAUAGUCGGUAAACUGAUCGCUCGUUAUAUUGCUUCUCUUGAGAAAGAGCGCCUCAUGUUUCUCAUUUUCCUCGGGAUUUGGGCCUUUGUUGUCGUCAUUGCGUUGUGCAUCAUUAUCUGGCAUACGUUUGGUGCUCGCUGGCUUCACGAGAGUAGGCAGCGCGCAUGGGAGAACGAUCAAUCAUUUGGGCCUUUCUCGAGGCGGCCAAGCGAACAAAGUCGCUAUGCAUUCCCUGGUGUCCCUGGUGGGGCCCCAUUCGGUACUUUGCAUGCCAGACCAUUGGAAGGCGAAACUGAAAAGGGUUUCCAAGGCGGGUUGAAACGCUUGUUCUCGAGCCCCCCUCGAAAGACUCAACCAACUCCGUCGCCCAAGUGGCAAGAAGGCCAGAACGUGCACACUAUGAUCCACAUUCAGGGUGGUGACAAUUGGGUUGGCCGGCUCAAGUCUGCUUUGGUACGAAGAAAGGAUGGCAAUAAUGCCACGGUUGAUCCAUAUGCCGUGCCUCCGCGGGAAGCCCCUGCUCCCCUCCGGUCUGGCAAGACAAGCCCCACUCCUGAGGUUAUUUCACCCACCCCUGUAAGGAACGAGGUUCGGGAGUCAGUCGAGAGUACACGACCCGCACCAACUGUGCUUCCCGCACAUGCCUAUUUCUCUACGAGGUCUCCCAGCCCACCCAUCACUCCUCCCGGACUGUCGGUGGUACCCACUUCUCCCACUCCGAGUGUCGGCCCGGCCAAUGCCUACCUCGCUCGUCAAGUACCGCCUCUGAGCACUGUCCCAGGGGGCCGAAUUCCCCAAAUUAGUCGGCACCGUGCACAAAUGUCGACAAGCAGUGCCAACCCAUUUAGCACUCCUUUUGAUGACCCACGAGCGUCGCUAGCGGAUUCCCGUCCCCCGGCUGUUGGACGUGCUUUCUAA